This is a messenger RNA of Verticillium dahliae VdLs.17, 804 nucleotides long. RefSeq lists its product as uncharacterized. The record is from RefSeq and is a predicted model, not a curated record. Lineage: Eukaryota; Fungi; Ascomycota; Sordariomycetes; Glomerellales; Plectosphaerellaceae. The transcript has 2 exons. The coding region runs from base 1 to 804 and encodes 267 amino acids.
AUGGCCCAGCUCGCUUCUCGAUCGAACGAACAACGACUUCACCACUACACCAGCACGCCAGCAUCCGGCACGGCAACCCCCAUCGAGCCCUCGACGCCAUCCUCGACGCCAUCCUCGACGCCAUUCUCGGCGCCAUCCUCGACACUCCAUCCCUCCGCCGCCAUGUCCACGAUUGCGUCCCCCCGAGACCCCUCCGUCGGGCCCCUAUCCCGCCGCAUCUCGAACCAACCCCUAACACCAACAGGCUCAGCUCGCCCCUCCCUCGACAGCGCCCGCUCCGCGACGACGUCUCCCCGCCCAAGCACACCAAACACAGCCUCCAUAGGGCCGCCGCCCGCCAAGCAGCGCGCCAACCGCGCCGCCCUCCGCGAAUACUACAACCUCAAGAAGCAGCAGCAGCAGCAGCAGCAGCAGCAGCAACAACCACAUGCCGCGGGCGCCGGCGCGCCGCCGACCCUCGAGGUGACGCAGCACUCCGAGGUGCCAGCGAGCGAGCUCGACACGGCCGACUUUGACGCCGACGCCUACGUCCAGCGCGCCGUCGAGGGGUCCUCGCUCGCCGAGCUGCUGACGCUCUACACGCGCGUGCUGGGCGAGGUGCGGGCGCUGGACGCCGAGAAGAAGGCCCUCGUGCUCGAGGCGCAGCGGCAGUGGGAGAUGCCGCGCCGGCUGCUCGUCGUGUGGAGGGACGCCGGCGUCGGCGGCGCGGACGUGCAGGCGUGCAUGGACGAGGGGGACGCGGCUGUCGGGAGGGCCAAGAGCCCGGCGGCGGAUAGGGGGGGCUCCAAGGACGACAGCUCAUGA